ACUUGUCAUUUUGGGAGAAGAUGCCUGAACCCGCGAAGUCUGCGCCCAAGAAGGGCUCCAAGAAAGCCGUGACCAAGACGGCCGGCAAGGGAGGCAAGAAGAGGCGAAGGACCAGGAAGGAGAGCUACGCCAUCUACGUGUACAAGGUGCUGAAGCAGGUCCAUCCUGACACCGGGAUCUCCUCCAAGGCCAUGAGCAUCAUGAACUCGUUCGUCAACGACAUCUUCGAGCGCAUCGCCUCCGAGGCCUCUCGUCUGGCUCAGUACAACAAGCGCUCCACCAUCACCUCCAGGGAGAUCCAGACCGCUGUGCGGCUCCUGCUGCCCGGCGAGCUGGCCAAGCACGCCGUGUCUGAGGGCACUAAGGCGGUCACAAAGUACACCAGCUCCAAGUAAACUGUCCGCUGCGGAAGUUACUCAACCCAAAGGCUCUUUUAAGAGCCACCAACUGUGUCUGAAGAACGCUGAUCCUGACACUUUAAUCUGUUAUGUUGAAGACUGCGCUUGCGAUAAAGUCGAUAUUUUAUAAAAGUUGAUGUACUGAAAAUAAAACUGAACUUAAACUUUCUAUAUUUUGAAGGGUAAGCGGUAAACAUUGAGUUUUUGCAGUGAUGCAGCUGAUAAAUCUGGAUGUCUAGUGUUAAAA
This is a messenger RNA of Poecilia latipinna (sailfin molly), 645 nucleotides long. RefSeq names its product histone H2B 1/2-like. The record is from RefSeq and is a predicted model, not a curated record. Lineage: Eukaryota; Metazoa; Chordata; Actinopteri; Cyprinodontiformes; Poeciliidae. Gene Ontology annotation, cellular component: nucleosome. Bases 21 to 395 code for a protein of 124 amino acids. Gene Ontology annotation, molecular function: DNA binding; structural constituent of chromatin; protein heterodimerization activity. The transcript has a single exon.